GUAUCUCCACUUUGUGUUUAGCUGUUUAACAAUGGCUGGAAUUUGGUGUUUGGUUCAGAUUUUGGUGGUUUGUGCUUUCUGUCAUGCUGUUCCACAGUGGAGAAAAUCGCUUGACCAGCAGUUUCCAGUUCAGAAGCCAGUUCAACAGCUAACUAGCCAGCAGUUUCCGCUUCAGAAGCCAGUUCAACAGCUAACUAGCCAGCAGUUUCCGCUUCAGAAGCCAGUUCAACAGCUAACUAGCCAGCAGUUUCCACUUCAGAAGCCAGUUCAACAGCUAACUAGCCAGCAGGUUCCACAUCAGAAGCCAGUUCAAUAGCUAACUAGCCAGCAGUUUCCGCUUCAGAAGCCAGUUCAACAGCUAACUAGCCAGCAGUUUCCGCUUCAGAAGCCAGUUCAACAGCUAACUAGCCAGCAGUUUCCGCUUCAGAAGCCAGUUCAACAGCUAACUAGCCAGCA
Messenger RNA from Carassius gibelio (silver crucian carp), 456 nucleotides. RefSeq lists its product as uncharacterized. Lineage: Eukaryota; Metazoa; Chordata; Actinopteri; Cypriniformes; Cyprinidae. The record is from RefSeq and is a predicted model, not a curated record. The transcript is spliced from 2 exons. The coding region runs from base 32 to 316 and encodes 94 amino acids.